CCCUCCCUGGUGAUGAUUUUAUAAUCAAGGCAUAAAGUGAGGGGUGUGGUAAUUGCCCUGCGUAGGUGUGGAUUCUCACUGCUUCUCCCAGCCCAUCCAAGAUUCCUCAGUCUGGGAGCAGCAUAGGAGAGGAGCCAGCCACUGAGGACUCUUAGGAACGGCAUGGAGAGCAAAUGGAGUGGCUUGGUGCUGAUCAUUUCUGUGUGCCUGGGCUCCUACCAAGCCGGGGCCAGCCCCCUCCACGAGUGUGGCGAGCGGCCGGAGGACUGGUGCCGCGACGCGGCCACCGCGGCCAAGUGCGGGGCGCUGGAGCUCUGCCGGCUCACGGCGUGGGACCGGGCGCUGGGGAAGGGGAUCCCCUGUCACCUGUGCCAGGUGGCAGUCUCUGUGGUGGGCAAGAUCCUGCAGGACAACCGCACUGAGGAGAAGCUGAGGCUCUUCUUGGAUAAGAGAUGCCAGUACCUGCCCUUCCAGGACUGGUCUGUCAAGUGCAAGAGGAUGGUGGACACGGGCAUCCUCGUCCUUGUCCAGCUGGGCAAGCAAGUGCUGUCAGAACCGAAGGUGGUGUGUGGGACCAUCAAGUUGUGCCAGCGCCGGAACAGACCCACGGGGACCUUGAAGUAUCAGCAGCCACCACCAGCUGCCACAGGCCCCACCCAGGACUUUGCUGACCUCAUUGCCCCCUUCAUGGCCAACGUGCCCCUCCUGCUCCAUCCCCAGGAUCUGCCUCACAGCGAGGCCCAGGAGAUGGAGGAGGUGUGCGGGCACUGCCUGCAGCUGGUGACGGCCGUGCAGCAGGCGCUGGGGACCAACACUGCCUUCACCUGGGCACUGGUGGGCCACGCCAAGAGGGUCUGUGAGACCCUGACACCCGACCUGGCACAGCGGUGCAAGCGCUCCCUGGCCGAGUACGUGGACACGGCUGCCCAGCUGCUGCACUACCUGCAGGCUGAGGCCCCAACGGAGCUGUGUGGCCAGCUGGGACUUUGUGCCUCCAACUCAGCGCUGCCCCUCCACACGCUGCUCACAGAGAGGUUGAUGCAGGCCCUGAGCAUGCUGGGGGACAGGGUGUGGAGCACUCCGCUGUGUGACAUGUGCCAGUUCACCGUGAAGACAGUCGAGAGCCUCCUGGAGAACAACGUGACAGAGGAGCAGCUGGUGAAUGACAUCGAGAAGGUGUGCUACAUGCUGCCCCACGGCGUCAUCGGGCAGUGCAAGGACUUCGUCAACUCCUACGGCAAGGCCGUGGUGAUCAUGCUGCUGGAGGCCACCGACCCCGCGGCCGUCUGCACCAUGGUGCGCUGCUGCCCCCGCAGCGGGGACACCCGGCACGGGGCCGAAUCCCCGGAGCAGCUGGCGGUGAGCGCCGGCGCCUUCUGCAACGUCUGCCAGAUCCUCGUCACCUACUUCGACAACGAGCUGCUGAAGAACAAGACGCUGGAGGAGCUGGGCGAGGUGCUGGAGAAGGGCUGCGCCAUGCUGCCCAUGCCGCUCACCAGCAAGUGCCAGGCGCUCGUGUUGCAGUACGAGCCGGCGGCCGUGCGGCUCUUCGUGCAGAUGAUGGACCCCACCUUCGUCUGCACUAAAAUCAAAGCCUGUGACUCAGGCAAGGAGGAUCUCCUGGGCUCGGCCCCCUGUGUCUGGGGCCCGCAGUACUGGUGCAAGAACAUGGCCACGGCGGUCGAGUGCAGUGCCGUCGCACACUGCCGGCGCCACGUGUGGAACUAGGAGCCAUCUCCCCAGCUGGCUGGACUUGCUCUGCCGUUUGGCUGGGGAUCCUGGCUCCCUUCCCUGGGACGUGCCUGCACUCACAGACGGCAAUGGCAGGAGCCAACCGGCCUCGUCGCGCCGGCGGGGCUGCGGGGAACC
Molecule: messenger RNA, 1869 nt
Organism: Pyrgilauda ruficollis (rufous-necked snowfinch)
Lineage: Eukaryota; Metazoa; Chordata; Aves; Passeriformes; Passeridae
Product: prosaposin-like
Exons: 15
Coding region: 163-1728 (521 amino acids)
Biological process (GO): sphingolipid metabolic process
Cellular component (GO): lysosome
Source: RefSeq, a predicted model, not a curated record